Messenger RNA from Cotesia congregata, 1254 nucleotides. NCBI's taxonomy places the organism in Eukaryota, Metazoa, Arthropoda, Insecta, Hymenoptera, Braconidae. The record is from the annotation of a GenBank genome assembly.
AUGUAUUACAAUAAAUACGAUUCAGUGUAUGAUAAAACUUUCAUUAUUUUUCAAAAUAUCAUAUUCAGAAUAAUAGGACUGUCGCCAUGGACAUUAAAUGUUUGUAAAAUGCACCGUAAAAAUCGUAGCAUGGAUGUUCCGGAUUACAAGUGUGAAUUUUCUGUAGUAGGAUAUUUGUACAAUAUUUCAUUGAUAAUUUCUCAUGUCUGUCUAACUGUUUACGUAAAAUUUAUUGCAGUAUCUGGAGUUCAUACUGAUGGUCUCAUUACCAAACGGGUAAAUUUAAUUUUAUUUUCGAUUGAUACGGCUUUUGUGUGUGGAAUGUUAUUAAUGUACGUCAUAAAUAACAAAGUGAUGAUAAAGAUUCUUAACCGAUUAAAAGACGUCGAUCAAAAACUGGUAAAGUGCGCGGCUUACGAAUAUCAAACUAACCGAAGUAUUUUUUUGAUAAACUUUUUCGUAAGCAUUUGCUAUGGAUUUCUUGUAUUUUACGACAACCUAUCACUAGCAUGGCUGCAAGAACAAACUUCGGCUUUUCUCACUUGCUGGAUAUUAACGCAAUACACACUUUUAAUGGAAAAAAUUUUAAAGCGAUUCAAAAUGAUAAAUCUUGCUCUAUCCAAACUUGAUGUCAAAAAGAAAGAUACUUAUAGGUCGGGACGAUUAUCCGUGAUAUAUUACAAUUCAUUGCAGCAAUCACUUAUUCAUGAAAUUAAAAAUGCUCAUUUCGAGUUGUGCAGAAUUUGCCAGGAAAUUAACAAUUUCUAUGGAGUGAUUAUGUUAUUUUUGAUUAUUGAUUGUAGUUUUAUGAGUGUGAUGGUCUUGUAUGUUGUAACUUUUUCAUUACACAAUGAUUUUGAAUUCGAUAUUAGCGAUGUUACGGAUGCAAUAUGGCUACUGUGGAUGGCUUACAAUAUCGUUCUUUUUACUGUUUUUAUUGCUUCAACAGAGGAAGACAGCCAAAAAACGGCAGAUAUUAUCAAUAUACUCAUGGACGAAUGCGCCAUGGACGAGAUAGUCGAAAAAAAAUUGUCCAAAUUUUCUCACGAUAUUAUUCAGCGGAAGCUCAAAUUUAUCGCAUGUGGUAUUCUUCCGCUAAAUCGUAAACUUUUGCCAACUGUAAGUACAAUUUAUUCCUUAAUGAUUUCUUUUAGUUUGAUGAUAACUUUUUCUCUUGAACAAAUUUAUUUUUUGUUUCAGAUCACUAGCACUAUUGUGGCGUAUUUCAUUAUUCUUUUACAAUUUCGCUCUUAG